CCGCGCUUCAAGAUGUCCACUUCAAUACAAAACAAGCUUAACCAACUGGAGCGGAGAUUGAUAGAGGAAAAUAGUUCCCGGGAAAGGGAUCGAGCGAGGAAUUUUGACACCGGCUCUUCCUCCGGUCCUCGGAGACCCAGUCGGCUGAAAUGGGAUUAUGACUGCAGUCUUACUAACUUCCAUCGGCGAGGGAGCUGUGAUAGUCUUGCCCAAGGUUUGGAUUGGCCUCUCAAAUUUUUUGGAUAUGCAGAUGCCUCUGGUGAGAUUACUACAGGUCGCUCAAGUUCUGCACCAUCAUCUGGAAGAAGACGUCCAGGAGCCUUAGAUUGCUACCCAAGUUCAGCUCUUAGGCAGCCUGAUGGAGCUGAAAUUGAACAAAAGUAUCAAGAAAUAAUGCAACAGACUGGUAUUUUAAACUUGAAUGGUCAGAAACUUCCGAGUGACUGCAGUGAUUUAGAGGCUCUAGGUGAACUUGGUCAUGGUACUUGCGGGCAGGUGAUUAAAAUGAGGCACCGGAAAACAAGCAGUUUUUUGGCUGUGAAGCAAAUGCGUCGCUCCAGUAACAGAGAAGAAAACAAACGGAUAAUUAUGGAUUUGGAUGUUGUUAUGAAAAGCCAUGACUGCCCUUAUAUUGUUCAGUGUAUAGGCAUAUUCAUAACAACUAGUGAAGUAUGGAUCUGUAUGGAACUAAUGGCUACUUGCUUAGAUAAAUUAUUAAAGAAAACACGCAUACCGAUACCAGAAAAGAUCCUUGGCAAAAUGGCAGUUGCAAUUGUAAAAGCAUUGAAUUACCUUAAAGAACGACAUGGUGUGAUACACAGAGAUGUGAAACCCUCCAACAUUCUCUUAGAUGAAAAAGGCUCUGUGAAAUUGUGUGAUUUUGGAAUCAGUGGCCGUUUAGUUGAUUCCAAAGCAAAGACCAGAAGUGCAGGCUGUGCUGCGUACAUGGCUCCUGAAAGAAUUGAUCCACCAGAUCCAGAAAGGCCAGAUUAUGAUAUCCGUGCAGAUGUUUGGAGUUUGGGGAUCUCUUUAGUUGAACUUGCAACAGGUGAGUUUCCAUACAAGAACUGCAGAACAGAUUUUGAACUUCUCACAAAAGUGUUGCAAGAAGAGCCACCACUCCUCCCUCCCAACAAUGGCUUCUCACUAGAUUUUUGUUCAUUUGUAAGGGAUUGCCUAACUAAAGAUUAUAAGAAAAGACCUAAAUACAAGAAAUUAUUGGAACACCCGUUCAUAAAGAGAUACGAGAUCUUAAAUGUAGACGUGGCUGCUUGGUUUGCAGAUGUGUCUAAGUUAAUGAAUUCUUCAUAAGCCACUCUAAUCAUUUAACUUGUGUGUUUGCUAAGUAUGUGUGUGCGUAUAUCAGUGAUGACUGCUACCAGAAGGGUGAUUGUGUUGUAAGUACAAUGCUGUGGUGUAUUAAUGUACCACAUGUACACCACAUAACUCUGGCAGUUGACUGCAAUCAGGUGAGGCAGUCUGUUCAUUAUUUUUCCCAAUUUUCUUUCAAUUUUUUUUCUUUCAUUUUAACAUUCAUUCACCAUGGUUCCUGUACUCUCAGUUGCACAUUCAACCUAGGUUAUAGAACAUGAGCUGAAGAAGGUUUCAUAUAUAUAUACAUAUGUGGUUUUAUACAUUCAUACACACACAUAUAUGUAUGUAUGUAUAUAUUGUUUUACAACACACAGACACAUACACACUCACACAUAUAUACAUUUGCU
This is a messenger RNA of Octopus sinensis (East Asian common octopus), 1721 nucleotides long. RefSeq names its product dual specificity mitogen-activated protein kinase kinase 7-like. Gene Ontology annotation, molecular function: protein kinase activity; ATP binding. Bases 13 to 1311 code for a protein of 432 amino acids. NCBI's taxonomy places the organism in Eukaryota, Metazoa, Mollusca, Cephalopoda, Octopoda, Octopodidae. Gene Ontology annotation, biological process: protein phosphorylation. The transcript has 14 exons. The record is from RefSeq and is a predicted model, not a curated record.